UCCAUCCGUCACUUGUGAUUUUGCUGCCUUCACUUUGACUUUGCUGUCUUCACUGUGAUUUCACUGUCUUCAGGUCCUACGAUACACCCUCCAAUAUAUUGAAUAUGGACGAGAGCAAAGUAAAGACAGUUUGCGAUCGUGAUUCUGUCUAUAUCUCUUUAAAGGACCAGGCAAACAUCAACGCUGUUUUACAAUGUCCUCGCAGAUCAGUUUCAAAAGAACGAAAAACUCGCAUUCAUUUUGUCGUACAUCACGAGGUGCAUUGUGCUGCUGUUCAAUUAUCCAUUUGUCCAUUUGAUCUUCCAUUUACUCCAAAGCAGAAAUUCUUCCAAUGCUUUUUUCGAUGGACUCGAUGUUGUGAAAGUGCACCGCUGGAGGAUGUUUCUCGCGAGGUUCUUGGAGCUGUAUAACGAAUCUAUUAUUGCUAUUACCAUCCAACUCAAUGGGACUUCUCGAGCGAACAUUGGUAGGUCUCGAUCUUCAUUUCAAUCCUUUUGCUUACACGCUCAGCUGUAUCAACGAUCGCAUUCAACACGCGACUGGAACGACAUGCGCGAAGAAAGCCGAAACAGCUCUUAUCGGCUAGAUACAAUGUGAAGCGAGCUUUGAAGGGGAUUGGGAAGUGAACAACAGCAGCGGCAGACUCAGAAGUGGAAUAAAAAGUCGAAGACUAGAUACGUUCAACGAUGCCAAUCACCGUCGCACCCACAAUCUUAGUGCCAAUGACAAAGAGGACGCUGAAGAACAUUGUGCCACGGCGGUGGAUGAUGAUGAUGCGAGGAUCGUAACGAUGGCGGUGUGAUAAUUGCAGAUGAGCAAUCGAGAGAAGACAAAGCUGUUGCAGCAAUCUUGAAGAAGAUCCAAAGAGGACUCCUUCAAGUGAUUCCUGCUAAGAAUGGAAAGAAUCUUCACACUCAGGGUGGAUGCACUAGUAUGGCCAACAAAGGUCCAGCUGCUUACAACGAAGUAAUUCCACCAGAUUUCUUUGCGCGAGACGAAAAUACACUUCAAGAUAGGUCUUUACUCCUAGAAAACUUUCUCUGGCAACAAUCGAAGAGCUUCUUUCGAAAUGCUCGAGAGAUUUCCUGGAAGUGCUCCUUUCUUGCGGCAUGUCUACGGAGACUCCGCGAUCCCAUAACCUCGGCCGUGGAAAAUGACCCUUUAAAUGUGACUAGUUACCGAUGGCUCAUGGCAGUGCAGAUGAUAAACACGAUUUUUGAUGGACUCUGGUUAGCAUGGGGGCCCAAAGCCGCUCUUAUAUAUGAAGCCCUGGCCGGUAUGUCUGACGCUAUUUUUGGGAAACUCAGUUGACAAGUUCACAGCGAAAAGUUAUAGCCUCAGUCUUAUUGUUGGACUGGGACAGGGCGUCAGAAGUAAAAUCAUACAGCGUGUCAUUAACGCGCUGAAGGAAUCCGUACCUGACCUGCCAUUGGAGGUGCAUGUGUUUCAUCCAGCAGCAUGCGUUAAUAGUGCUUUGAAUAUAGAGUACGUAAUAAACCAGUAUUGCAAGCUACCGCAAACCACCAAACGAAAGUUACAAGAAGACAUGUGUCACUCUGAAUCUAGAAAACUCAUUCCUCAAGGUCAAUUCCCUACAGCGCUUGCAGAGUCAUACAACAUUGUCAUUGCCUUCGCUUCAGUGGGACCGAUACCUAGCCACCUUGCAAGCUGACCCUGCGACAAGCUCUCCAGAAUGCAGCAGAGUGAAUGUAUACAGUGCUUCUGUGGACGAGCCUACUGCUGUCGCUGCUAGUGGGGUUCAAAGCAGUGUUGGGCUUCCAGUACAAACUCUUUCAGACAGAAAUUCGCUUGGAGGUGCGGUAAAUUGGGAAUCCCCCCUAUUAAUCCAAUUUUGCCCGAGCUCGGGAGUGGGGGAUGGGAUUACGUACUUGAUUUUGAUCCAGAAAAUUAUAAUGGAUGGGAGAUCUACUACGGAUAAGAUAUGUAGAUCAAUUAUUGAAUGCACAAACCUCAAAAUGAUAACACCAAGAAUAUACAGU
Molecule: messenger RNA, 2000 nt
Organism: Sclerotinia trifoliorum
Lineage: Eukaryota; Fungi; Ascomycota; Leotiomycetes; Helotiales; Sclerotiniaceae
Source: the annotation of a GenBank genome assembly